CCUCCAGUGAGAAGUGAGAAGUAGGGCCUUGUGAUAUUAAUCCAGAAACUUCCACUCGUUUCUCAUCAUUCAUUGCUGUUGCUAUAUCAAAUCUUUUGUUUCAGAUACUUGCAUUUGAACUGUUAUCAAAUUCUUCGUUGAAAACGGAGAAAAGAAACAUUUAAAAAUGGUCAAAGAAACAACUUAUUAUGAUAUACUUGGAGUGAAACCAAGUUGCACUCUUGAUGAACUGAAAAAAUCAUACAGAAAAUUAGCACUGAAGUACCAUCCAGAUAAAAAUCCAUCUGAAGGCGAUAGGUUCAAGCAGAUAUCUCAGGCUUAUGAAGUUUUGUCAAAUCCUGAAAAGCGUAAAAUUUAUGAUCAAGGUGGCGAACAAGCAAUUAAAGAAGGUGGAGUUGGCGGUCCAAAUGGCAUGUCCUCUCCAAUGGACAUAUUUGAUAUGUUUUUUGGAGGCGGGAGUCGCAGGCGUGACAAUAAAAGUGCUAAUGUUGUACAUCAGUUGGCAGUAUCUCUUGAAGAACUAUAUAAGGGUGCUGUUCGCAAAUUAGCUGUGCAAAAGAAUGUGAUCUGUGAUAAAUGUGAAGGACGAGGUGGAAAAAAGGGAGCUCUGGAAAAAUGUUCAAAAUGCAAUGGUAGUGGAAUGCAGACUCAUGUGCAGCAACUUGGUCCUGGAAUGGUUCAAAGAAUUCAAUCAGUGUGUUCUUCAUGUUCUGGUCAAGGAGAAUAUAUCAAUCCCAAAGAUAGGUGCAAAAACUGCCAUGGCAAAAAAGUUGUUCGUGAAAAAAAGAUCAUUGAAGUCCAUAUCGAUAAAGGCAUGGAAGAUGGUCAUAAGAUCACAUUUACUGGUGAAGGUGAUCAAGAGCCUGGUUUAGAACCUGGUGAUAUAGUUAUUGUGCUUGAUGAAAAAGAACAUGAUGUCUUCAAAAGGAGCGGCAGUGAUUUAAUUAUGAGAAUGGAAUUAACAUUGACUGAAUCUUUGUGUGGUUUCCAAAAAGCAAUCAAGACUCUUGAUGAUAGAAUACUUGUCGUUACAUGCAUACCAGGGGAAGUUGUAAAGGACCAAGCUGUGAAGUGUAUCUUAAAUGAAGGAAUGCCGCAGUACAAGAAUCCUUUUGAAAAAGGCAGACUUAUUGUGCAAUUCAUUGUUAAUUUCCCUGAAACAAUUGAUCCUCGCCUAGUUCCUCAAAUUGAAGCUGUUCUACCACCUAGGCCUGAAUACAUCAUCCCAGAUGAUGCUGAUGAGGUAUCCCUUAUGGAUAUUUCUCCAGAACAGUCAAGUAGCCGUCUAAGAUAUAGGGAAGUUUAUGAUGAUGAUGAUGAUCGCUAUGCUGGUGGUCAUCGCGGUGUACAAUGUCAAACGCAUUAGGACAUUUUUAUAUAUAAAGAUUCUUUUUGCUUGUACACAUUCAUAUAUAUAUACAUUCUUACAUAUAUAUAUAUUUAUUCUCCUUUCAACUGGCAUUCAUGUUUGUGUUGUAGUUGAAGGCAUAUUAUUUUAGAUAUGAAGUUCUGUAUGUAUUUUUAUGCCUCCAAUUAUUAUUAAACAUGCAUGUUUUAAACCCAAACUUUAGCAUCUAUGUUUUCCGUCUUUCGUUGAUGUCAUGGUAUCUGUCAUUAAGUUCCAUUCUGUGAUACCCAGCGUUUUCAUAGUUUUUGAAUGUAGGGUUGUUUCUUAGACUUUUUUUUUUUUUUUUUUGGUAAUUUCUUAUUUGUGCUAAUGGUUUUGCCCCAAAAUCACAUUUUCUAUUCAAAUGAUUAUAUUUUGUAAAGAUCCUAAAAUUUAUUUUAUUCCGUUUUUUCGAAGAAUAUAGGUUUAAAAUUAAAUCCAACCAAACAAUAAAAUUUGAACAUUUUGCAAGCAUAAAUAUUUAGUUUUCUUGUGUUGUAAUUUACUACUUAAUGGCAUUGAAUUCUAUUUUAAAUUAUUUUUGUUAUAUCAUUUAAAAUAAAAUAAGUAAAUGAUACUGUAAAUACCCUCAUAAUGGAUCUGCAGCUAAAGUAUAAAUUACAAAAAGUUAGUAUCAACUAAUUUAUAAAUAUUAUUAGUAUCCCAGAGCUCUUAAAGGUUUAAUUGUUAAUAAAAGUGGACGUUUUUGUUGUUAUA
Uloborus diversus is the source of this 2104-nucleotide messenger RNA. Its product is annotated as dnaJ homolog subfamily A member 1-like. Gene Ontology annotation, biological process: protein refolding; response to heat. The record is from RefSeq and is a predicted model, not a curated record. Gene Ontology annotation, molecular function: ATP binding; Hsp70 protein binding. Gene Ontology annotation, cellular component: cytosol; cytoplasm. The transcript is spliced from 7 exons. The coding region runs from base 167 to 1366 and encodes 399 amino acids. Lineage: Eukaryota; Metazoa; Arthropoda; Arachnida; Araneae; Uloboridae.